CAAUUGCGAUUCACUGAAUUAGUCCCCUUGAGCCAGUGUCAGAGGGACUAGAUAAAACAGGAAGUAGCUUGUGUGAGUAAAGUCUAUAUAGAAAACACACCAGAGAGUUUUAAAACAUUUGAUAAUUCUUCUCUUUUAUAUAUUUGUUGCGUCUUCACUCUCUAUGUCAAAGAAAUACAUUCCCUCUGGAUAAAAUGGGAAAUUUAAUAUAAAAACAUUGGCAAUGGAAAGCAAAUUUAUCAAAUGAGAGGAAAUAUUUUCAUAAAUGUUGGGCUCCCUGGAAUACAACAAUGACAGUCGCUAAUACUUUUCAUAUUCCAGAUAUUCAGACUGUUAGUGAGCCUUUCUGAAAAUCCAAGAUCUGGCAGGAGAAAACCAAAAAAAGCAACCGAAGAAUGAGAAACCAUACAGAAGUAACAGAAUUUAUCCUCCUGGGACUUUCAGAUGACCCAAAGCUUCAGGUGAUGAUCUUUGUCUUUCUGCUCAUCACCUACAUGCUCAGCAUCACUGGAAACCUGACCAUUAUAACCCUUACCCUGCUGGAUUCCCAUCUCCAGUCCCCCAUGUAUUUCUUCCUCAGAAAUUUCUCCUUAUUAGAGGUUUCAUUCACAACUGUCAGUAUACCUAAGUUCUUGGGCACCAUUAUUUCAGGUGAUAAAACCAUUUCCUUUAAUGAUUGCAUUGCUCAGUUAUUUUUUUUCAUUCUCUUGGGAGUCACUGAAUUUUACCUUCUGGCUGCCAUGUCCUAUGAUCGUUAUAUUGCCAUCUGCAAACCUCUGCAUUACAUGACCAUCAUGAACCGAAGAAUCUGUAUACUCCUUGUCUUCUCUUCAUGGCUAGUUUCAUUCUUAAUCAUAUUCCCUGCACUCAUGUUGCUCUUGAACCUGGAUUACUGCAGAUCAAAUAUUAUAGAUCAUUUUACCUGUGAUUAUUUUCCCCUGCUGCAACUUUCUUGUUCAGAAACAAAAUUCCUAGAGAUGAUGGGGUUCUCCUGUGCUGUGUUUACUCUGAUGUUCACUUUGGCAUUGAUAUUUCUGUCUUAUCUCUAUAUCAUCAGAACGAUUUUAAGAAUUCCUUCUACUAGUCAGAGGACAAAGGCCUUUUCUACAUGUUCAUCUCAUAUGAUUGUCAUCUCCAUCUCUUAUGGCAGUUGCAUUUUCAUGUAUAUUAAACCUUCAGCAAGAGAUAGGGUGUCCUUGAGCAAGGGAGUUGCUGUGCUGAACACCUCUGUAGCACCCAUGUUGAACCCCUUUAUUUACAGCUUAAGGAAUCAGCAAGUCAAGAAAGCUUUCAUGAACAUGUUGCGGGGGACUAUUUUUUACAAGCAAAGUAAAUAAUGUGGCAUAAUGAAUUAGAGACACAAUGCAGGAAAAUUCAAAAAUAUAAACAUGAAAUUUUAGUACCUUCUCCAAAUCACAAUAAACUCCCUGUCAUUUCUGUUUAUUCUCUUUGUUUUUUCUGUUUGUUUUAUAUACUUACCAUAUAAUUUAAAUUACUUUCCUUAUGUCUUUCUGACUCUCAUUCUUCUGAACUCAUCACAUUUUUUUAAUUUAAUUUUUUAUUUAUAUAUAGUUGGUAUAAAUCUUCUAUUGAUCAUGUUAAUUUCAGGUGUACAAUAACACAGCUUCUUAAACAAUAAUGUUUAAAAGUGAAAUUACAUGUUGAGCUUUGUUUAGGAAAAAAAUAACCACCAGGAUCCCACCCAGCCUCUUUGGUUCUCAGCAGCUUUCAGGCAUCCAGGGUAUGUUAGUUCCCAUCAGGGCCCUAAGAUCAUCCAGGGGUAUCCAAACCUUUGGCAUGUCUGCACCACACUGGAAGAAGAAGAGCUGUCUUGGGUCACACAUUAAGUACAUUGUGACAUGUAGUCACAAAAAGAUCUCAUAAUGUUUUAUGUAAAUUUAUGAUUUUGCGUUGGGCCACAUUCACAGCCAUCCUGGGCUGCAUGCAGCCCAUGGGUAACAGGUCGGACACCCUGGCAGACACUGGCACUUGGACAGCCCCUGGAAAGGCCAAAUGUUGUACACCUGUUCACUCUUCUCCUUUCUUCCUGAGGGAGGAGCCACUGAGCACUAUU
Messenger RNA from Phyllostomus discolor (pale spear-nosed bat), 2074 nucleotides. RefSeq names its product olfactory receptor 6C1. The transcript is spliced from 2 exons. Gene Ontology annotation, biological process: G protein-coupled receptor signaling pathway. Bases 396 to 1337 code for a protein of 313 amino acids. Gene Ontology annotation, cellular component: membrane. NCBI's taxonomy places the organism in Eukaryota, Metazoa, Chordata, Mammalia, Chiroptera, Phyllostomidae. Gene Ontology annotation, molecular function: G protein-coupled receptor activity; olfactory receptor activity. The record is from RefSeq and is a predicted model, not a curated record.